Nothobranchius furzeri (turquoise killifish) is the source of this 982-nucleotide messenger RNA. RefSeq names its product elastase-1. The record is from RefSeq and is a predicted model, not a curated record. NCBI's taxonomy places the organism in Eukaryota, Metazoa, Chordata, Actinopteri, Cyprinodontiformes, Nothobranchiidae. Gene Ontology annotation, molecular function: serine-type endopeptidase activity. Gene Ontology annotation, biological process: proteolysis.
CAAGUUGGGGUAUAAAAGACAGACGGACGAGUUCCUUCCUUGCAGAAACGGUUUGACGAAACGCAAACAUGCUCAGGUUUCUGGUCUUGACAAGUCUCGCAGCUUUGGUGCUGGCUGAUCUGCAGCCUGAGCCCAGGUUCCUAAAGGACAACAUGGAGAGGGUUGUUGGAGGUGAGAUUGCUAAUCCCAACUCCUGGCCCUGGCAGAUCUCUCUCCAGUACAAAUCUGGCAGCAAUUUUUACCACACCUGUGGAGGAAGUCUGGUCCGUAGAGGUUGGGUCAUGACAGCUGCUCACUGUGUGGAUGGGAGCUCCAGGACAUAUCGUGUUAUUCUUGGUGAACAUGACCUCAAUGUCAACAGUGGCAGAGAGCAGAUCAUUGCUGUCAGCCAGAUUUACAUUCACCCCCAGUGGGACUCCAACAGAUUGUCUAAUGGGUAUGACAUUGCCCUCCUGAGACUUUCAUCUGAUGCCUCCCUGAACUCCUACGUUCAACUGGCCUCUCUGCCUCCUUCCGGUCAGAUUCUGCCUCACAAUAACUUCUGUUACAUCACCGGAUGGGGACGCACCUCCACUGGUGGCAGCCUGUCUGCUCAGCUCAAACAGGCCUACCUUCCUGUGGUGGACCACAAGACCUGCACCAGCAGCGGCUGGUGGGGCAGCACCGUGAAAACCACCAUGGUGUGUGCUGGUGGCGCUGCCGAGGCCGGAUGCAACGGUGACUCUGGAGGCCCUCUGAACUGCCAGGUCAAUGGUCAGUAUUACGUGCACGGUAUUGCCAGCUUUGUGUCUGGAUUGGGAUGCAACGCUCCCCAGAAGCCUACCGUCUUCACCCGUGUGUCUGCUUACAUCGACUGGAUGAAUUCAAUCCUGUAAAAGGUGUUGCAGCACACACCGGCUGACAGGCAGAUUUGAUCAUGUUUAAAUCGACUAAACCCACUCACCCGUCUAGUCUCUUCAACAAUAAACUUCAUUUAACUUUG